ACCCCGACACCAUGGAGACAACAUCGUCGGAAGUAGAUUCAAGAUCCGGCGGUGAGUCUCUACCCGAGUCGCCAGUGGUUUCUUCAAAGGCCAAGGCCUUUUACAUCGAGAACAUAAUUGACAAAAGUCCGUCGUCGCACCUGCCGCCUAACAGUAAGGUGCUGAGGCCAACCCCCAGCAACGCGCCGAUGCCCUUCGACUUCAGCCAGGGCGCCCAGUUGGCACCUGAAGUGCCGAGCAUGCCCUGCUUGCACACGCCGCAAUACCCCCUGUUCUACAAUAAUUGGUUCCCUGGAAAGCAUCACAGCCAAUUCUUUGGACUUCAAGCUCCGAAACCUGUUGGAAGAAGGUCUCGGAAACCAGGAAUCGACCGCAAACCCCGCCAAGCAUACAGUGCCAAACAGCUAGAGCGAUUAGAAAGCGAAUUUAAGAUUGACAAAUAUCUAAGCGUGAGCAAGCGUCUCGAGUUGUCGAAGGCGUUGCACUUGACCGAGGUGCAGAUCAAAACUUGGUUCCAAAACCGGCGCACCAAGUGGAAGAAGCAGCUGACCUCGCGGCUCAAGAUGGCCCAGCGACAGGGCCUCUUCCCGGCGCACUAUUUCGCGGCAGCCGCGGCGGCAGCAGCGGCCGCCGUUUCGGGCCCGUCGGCUGCCGCGCCCCUGCCGCACCACCCCUACCCCGCACUGCUGCCGUACUACGCAGCAGCCUCGCACAUGUUCGCCGCACCAGUGGUGUCGCCGACCCAAUCAAUUUCGCCACAGCCAGCCUCGCCCCCUGGCUCACCCUCAGGGACGGCCUCGCUACCCUCGGACCACUAUCAGCAGCACCCGCAUUGAAUUGAACACUCGAUCGUCGUCACGCAAUUAUGACCACUUGUGAGAUUAGUUCACCUCAUCCACGCCUAGAUUUUGCCACGAAUGUUGGUGUGUAUCAAUUAUUGGCGUUUAGUGUCCUGUUAGGUGUCCGACAGGUGGGCUAGUUCGCUGUGUGUUGUGUCCUAGCUCGGCUUACCUGCUUGUCGCGUAAAACUACUCGACCUGAACUGCCUCAACGCGCGCCUUCUGUUCGCGUCCAGGCUGCAGGCGCGCGUCGGGGCAGUUCAGGCCGAGAAGUUUUAUUCAUGAGAUGCGGUGGCUGGCUGAGUCUGGGCGCACAUACGUAUUGUGAAGAAUGCCUAUUACAUGUUUGUUUAUUCUCACAUUUUAUUUAAUUCUUCGUACGUCCUGAAAUCAUUAAUUCUAGAAUUGCGCCAUUAGGGAGAGCAAAAUAUCCCUUUCUCGUACAAAACGUAGAUUUUGUUUGUAACUGGUAUUGCGUAUUCACCAGUUGGGCAAGAAGUGCUCGAAGCCGCCAACAGAUGGCGCCACCGUAUACUUUCCAUUUUAAUGCACUUAUUCCGCUUUGAUUUACGACUUAUCCCGGCCACUUUUGCAUUCUUCACUGAAUAUCUCUUCUCUUUACGUGCUGAAAACAAAAAUUCGCCGUAGAAACACCACAAAAAAGAAUUUUGUAUUUAUAAAAAAAUGUGUUUUUCUUGAUUCCAUGGAAAAGAAAAAUUAUUAAGUGAAAUCGCAACGCUAGUGCCUUAAAAUCCAUAGUAUACGGUGUUGUCAUCCAACUAUUGAAUUGAAUCAUUUUGUUCCGUUUGUUAAAAUCACCAAAGUGAAAAAUCGCUUCUCUUUAUGCCGUUUACGUUGGCAAUCUAUCAUUUAUUAGAAUAAGCAGGUAACAAACAUCACAUUAAAAAUGCAAGAUGUUUUAAAAUAAUUAAGUCAUUAAUUUAUUAGGUGACUAUUGACACAUUUUACUGAGAGCAUGGGAAUAACAUACAAUAAAAUUAUCUUACAUCUAUCUGAUGGUAUAAA
This is a messenger RNA of Cloeon dipterum, 1865 nucleotides long. RefSeq names its product brain-specific homeobox protein homolog. The transcript is spliced from 3 exons. The record is from RefSeq and is a predicted model, not a curated record. Bases 12 to 836 code for a protein of 274 amino acids. NCBI's taxonomy places the organism in Eukaryota, Metazoa, Arthropoda, Insecta, Ephemeroptera, Baetidae. Gene Ontology annotation, biological process: regulation of DNA-templated transcription. Gene Ontology annotation, molecular function: DNA-binding transcription factor activity, RNA polymerase II-specific; DNA binding.